UCCUUCUCCUUUCGGGAUGGACAAGAGAGAGCCAGGACUGAACACUGAGGACUCUCCUCCUCGCUGACUCAGCCGGAGAGGAUUCGAAUUCGGUUUCGUUUUCGUUUCUUCUCAUCUGGAGGCUGCUUUGCGAGCGGAUCCCUUUGCCUGGCGCCGCUGGACUCGCCUCAUUCGCUUCGCCUGGAGCCAGAGGAGCCAAAGGGUCCCCAAGAUGCCCAAAGCCACGGUGAGGGAGAAGGUGGAGAUCGGGAAGGCGUUCGCACAGUACCUGAAAGACACGGGUCGAGAAACCUUCAGCGACAGAGAGAAGCUGAAGAUCAUCUACAACCAGGAGUUCCGGAAUAAUGCAAGAGGACCCAACUUCUCCUCUAUACUCUACUCACUAUCGAUUUCUGGCAAUGCUUCAAUCAGUCAAAAGCAUGUGAUAUUUGGAAGGGGAAACAAGAAAAUGACACUUACUGAUCAGUACUGGAGGCCACCAAAAAAAGUUGGAGAUCAGCCUAACCAGGGCCCAAGUGCAGAUGGUGGGCUACCUCCCCGUCGGUUCCGUGUUAAGGACAGAGCUGAAUUUAUCUCCAAGAAGAAUGAAAUUGACAUAGUUUCUACAUGUGAUGUAGGUAAUGGUAAAAUCAGUUUCCACGUGUCUCCUAAUAAGAGCGUUGAGAUCCGGAUUGAGGUAAUCAAUAAUGGGACAAGUGACGUCACACUUUGCAAGUAUCAAAAAAUACCUAAACGGCGUGAAUUCACCUUGAAGGCUUCUAUAGUCCCACCUGUGAAAAUACCACCAGGGGCAAAGUAUGAGAUCCUGGUAUGCUGUCUGACCCAGGAUUAUGGCUUCUUUGCUUUCACCCUGAAGUUUGAGUUCAUGACUGAGCAGAAUGAACGCUUUGUCAUAGGACGUUUUGUGUCAGCUGUAGCCAAUACCAAGUUAGCCGAACAGCUGCGUCCCACAUCAACUUACCAACCAUAUCAAGUCAAACUAUACAAACCUCAGUUUGUCACGAUAGAAGAUGGUGUCCCACCAAAUAACUUUUCUAAAUUUGAUACAAAACUAAUAACUCCAAAUACUUACAAAUACUCACCAGACUUCAAGGAUCUGGUUAAGUACCUGGCAGAAGGCUCUACACCCAGUAAUGCCAUCUGUGAUAGAGUUGCUCAGAUCAGAAAUGAUCUGGAAGCUCCCCUCCAGUUUGACAACUAUUCUAGCAAGUUUUGCCUGCUCCUUCACCUGGAAGAGCUCCAAAUGGAAGUGGACAUCCGCAGAUAUGAUAUGCUUGGUGUUCCUAUGGUUGCUGAUCGGGAUCUCCUUGUCCUGAAUGCUCCUGGUGUUGCUGAGAACCGCCCCUCAGUACUGAGAGGAGAUCAUCUUUUAGCAAGCUUGGCUGAUGAGCAAGGACAGCUGCCCAUUGUCCAGUAUAAGGGCUAUGUUCAUGCUGUGGAGUUGGACAGACUAAAGCUGGGCUUCUCUGAAAAACUGCUAUACAAAUUCAUCAAUAAAAUGAAGUUCAAUGUGACCUUCACCUUAAAUCGUGUGCCAUUACGCAUCCAGCACCGUGCUGCUGAACUUGCCCAAGAGAAACAGCUGCACUACCUCCUUUUCCCAUCUUUGUCUUAUGGGAAAUCACUACUUACUGUCAAUCAACGCCUCAAUCUAUAUAAUCCUAGCAUUGAGAAAAACACUGAACAGAAGAAAGCUGUUUAUCGAGUGGUAACAGGAACCUCCCGACCAGCCCCAUACCUUAUAUUUGGACCACCAGGUACAGGCAAGACUGUCACCAUAGUGGAGGCCAUCAAGCAGGUGUUGCACUGCAUUGAGGGCUCCCAUAUCCUUGCUUGUGCCCCUUCCAACAGUGCCUCUGACCUACUCUGCCAGCUCCUUAGACCACAUGUGGAAAAGAGGAUUAUGUACAGAAUGAAUGCCAGCAGCAGGGAUUAUGGCACAGUCCCUGAAGAUAUCAAGCCCUUCUGCAACUGGGACAAGGAAAACAAAUGCCCCGUCUUUCCCAAAAAAGAGGAGCUUCUAAAGUACCGGAUCAUCAUCACUACUCUAGUGACAGCUGGAAGAUUGGUCUCAGCUGAUUUCCCUCCUGGACACUUUUCACAUGUUUUCAUUGAUGAGAGUGGCUAUGCUGUCGAAACUGAGAGUCUAAUUGCUAUUGCAGGUAUCCUAGCCACAAUGGACCCAAAGUCUAAUCCUAAAGGUGGCCAACUGGUUUUGGCAGGGGAUCCCAUGCAACUGGGACCAGUCUUGAGGUCUCCUCUGGCUAUUGAACAUGGCUUGGGGCUUUCCUUGCUGGAGCGGCUGAUGCAGCAGAACUCACUGUACCAGAAGAAGGAUGGGAUCUACAAUGCACAAUUUGUGACCAAGCUGUUGCGGAACUAUAGAUCCCAUGCUGCCAUUCUCAAAUUUCCCAAUGACAAGUUUUAUGAUGGGGAGCUGCAGGAACAUGGUGACCAUUGCAUCACUCAUUCUUACUGUAAAUGGAAAGAACUUGUUCAAAAGGGAUUUCCCAUCAUCUUUCAUGGAGUCUGUGGAGAAGACCAGCGUGAAGCGAGGAGCCCUUCCUUUUUCAACACUGCUGAGGUUGUUGUUCUGAUCAACUACCUGAGGAAACUGCUUCUAGAAGACCAAGGCAAGAAAGGCCAGUCCCGAAUUCUUCCCAAAGAAAUUGGUGUCAUCUCACCAUACAGGAAACAGGUUGAGAAAAUAAAAUAUGCUAUUCAUCUAGAAACAGAACUCAAAAAUCUCAACAAUAUCAAGGAUUUGAAGGUGGGCUCUGUAGAGGAAUUCCAGGGUCAGGAACGGCGUGUGGUGCUCAUUUCAACAGUGCGUAGCAGCAAUCAUUACUUAGGGUUUGAUGAAGACUUCAAACUUGGUUUCCUCAAGAACCCCAAGCGUUUCAAUGUGGCUGUUACACGAGCCAAGGCACUUCUGAUAAUUGUAGGGAAUCCAAUGACUCUUGCCAAAGAUGAAUAUUGGGCUGGGUUCCUCAGGUAUUGCAGGGAAAAUAAUGCUUACCGAGGAUAUCAGUAUGUGGAAGAUGAAAAUGAUGGUGAUGGCAACGAUGUACUGACAGCUCAGCUCCAUUCUCUCAGUUUGAAUAGAGACUCAGCUGAUCGCAUCUUAGGAGAGAGUCACAUCCAGCAACAAGUGGAACCAGAAUGGAGACAUGAGCAUUGAAGGCUCAUCUUGCCCUCAUUUUCAAGCUGCUAUAUUCUGAAUUCUUGAAUAAUUGACAUUUUUAUUGUCUAAUGAAAAAGCAUAUGGUAAUCCAACAUUUAAAAGAUUGGGUUUGGGCUCUGUACUUAUAGACUCUCAGGUGUUAAAAGCCAGUGCCUAGAAUUAUACACAGAAAUCUCAAAUUUCUGUGAUUAAAGAAAUCUUAAUUUGGAAUUGGAAUAUACUGAUUUCAUCAAGCCUUUUUGCAUCCCAUUUCACAAAUAUGCUGUCUGUAUGCUUGGUAGUGCAAGUGUGUAUGCAUUCUAAUGAUGAGAAAAAAUUAUUGCACAGUAUGGAGUGUUUUGAACCUAACUGUAAGCUCCUGAAUAAUUUUUAAAAAUUCCCUUUGAUAUUAAAAAAAAAUGAGAAUAGAUUUCCAGAUAGCUUUAACGUUUUUAAGCAAUGGAUGCUAGGAUGUGAAGCUUAUUCUAAAGUCACUGUCAUUUCUCACUCAAAUGUUAUCAUUUGUCAUAAGGUGUUUUUUGUAAAGAAUUUAUUAAAGCUUAUGAGAACAA
This is a messenger RNA of Anolis sagrei ordinatus, 3735 nucleotides long. RefSeq names its product Mov10 RNA helicase (gene MOV10). Lineage: Eukaryota; Metazoa; Chordata; Lepidosauria; Squamata; Anolidae. Gene Ontology annotation, biological process: regulatory ncRNA-mediated post-transcriptional gene silencing. The record is from RefSeq and is a predicted model, not a curated record. Gene Ontology annotation, molecular function: RNA binding; 5'-3' RNA helicase activity. Gene Ontology annotation, cellular component: P granule; cytosol.